This is a messenger RNA of Meleagris gallopavo (turkey), 5106 nucleotides long. Lineage: Eukaryota; Metazoa; Chordata; Aves; Galliformes; Phasianidae. The record is from RefSeq and is a predicted model, not a curated record.
CAUUAUAUAAAGUGAGAGCUAACUUUGAGGUUGUUUCUGUUUAUAAUUGGAACAACAGAAAUUGAAAAUUAAAAGGGGGAAAAAACCCACAGUAUUUGUACUGUAUUGACACGUGAAGUUCUGAUUAGUGCUGAGUCCAAGAUGUCAAAUGCAGUGUAAGUGUAAUUCAAAGACCUUAUGAUCUAUAUAUAAGAAAUAUGAAGAAUAUGCAGUCUGCCCAAAUGAAAAACCAGCAGAAGUAAAUUCCAGUGUUAUUGCAUACUAUCACUAGCCUAUCACACCUUGCUCACGUCUUGUUCUUGCCCUGAUGAAUGCUCUGUUGUAAUUCACAGUGGAAGGAGAGAACAUCCUGCACGAAACAUUACUUGAAAGAAAUAGAAUUGUUAAGCAGCAGAUCUUGUGCUUUCAGGAGAUGUAACAGGACCUCAUUUCAUUUAAGGUACCCUAACAACAUGAAUUAUUUCCUCUUGUUGAUAUCAUGAUAAGGAAUCUCUGCCAGUUGGUUAAAAUUGAACUCACAAUUAGAAGCACACACUUACAGUUUUGAAGUUCUUGUGUAGUUUAAUGAUGAGGUAAAAUCUAAGGUCAAAUUUGUUUUUUUUGUUUUGUAUUUUUUUCUUCAGAAUUUGAGCAUAUUUUGAUUUGUUUCAUCUCUAGAUUUGCUUGGCUUUCUACUAUUUGUUUUAGAGAUAGCUGAAGUCUCACAUUGUAAUAGCAACUUACUCAUAGGUGCCCAACGCUAGUUUAAUGUAUUUAUUUAGGAAUUAUGGGAAGGCAUACUUAAUUGCUUUAUUUGUUUUUCCAUCCUGAAUACCAGUUGUGCCCAUGGUCCUGUAAUGAACUCUGUGUGAGGAGAUGGCAGGAUUUAAGCCAGUUCUAUUAUUUCAUGCUAUAAAUUUCAGCAUGAUAGGGGCCUUUUCAUAUAGCUGCUUUGAGUAGCUGACACUUAUGUAUACCAUGUUCUCCACGCAGCUCAUUUCAGUCUAGAAUGUUUUAAAUUCUGGUUCUAAAAAAAGUACUGAAUGUAAGACUCCUGCAGUCAGGUUGGAGUUGAUGCUGUGUAGGUCCCAUCUCCUUGCCUUCUGCCUUACAGGUGCCCAGCGAACACUGCUGUCCUUUAGCUUGAGAACUGUGCCUCCAUAUAGCUGAAGUAAAAACUGAUGCUAUUUAUGUUCGUUUUAACUUCAUUCCAAUCUGUUUGCAUUACAUUGAACAUUUGCUUCGACAGACGUUGUUUUUUUUUCCUGCUGAAGGCGAGCAGAUUGUGCUUGGUAUCGCAAGUCCUCCACAAACAUUCCAUAGCUGUGACAGGACCUGCACCUUAUCGCAUUUUAAUCCUUCACACAUAUAAAAUACUUUCAUUAAAUCCCGUCUCCGUGCGACUUCCCAUAGUCCGCUCACAGCCGCAGCGCCGUACACAACGAGGGCAAGGCGCGGCAGGGCCGGGCCCACUGCGGCACGGGGGCCCUCCCGGGGCCGGCGCCGUGAGGCGGCUCCCGCCCAGCCACCGGCACGCAGCGGGCACUACGAGUACCGAGAUGCAGCGCGCGGAGGGGCGGGCUCCGUGGGCACUACAGAUCCCACAAUGCUCCGCGUCGCCCUGUGGCUCCGCUCGGGGAGGCUGGUUCCUAUUUAAAUCUGGGCAGCGAGGAAAAUGGCGGCGAGAGGUUGAGCGCGGGGGAGACGGGGACAGAGCUGCGCCUUGGCUCCUUUCCCAGUCCAUGAAAACAAAGCCAUUAGAUUCAGUGCCCUUGGAGUACUGCUGGUGCUACUCAGGAAAGCCAGGAGGUCCUCGUACAUCUCAGCAUUGUAUUUGAGAACCUGAGGGGGCCCUGGAAUAGAUAUAGGUAAUUACUUAAAUUCUUAAUAGAAUUCUAGCCACAACAGUUAGUCUUAUCUAGUAUUUCAUAGGUGAAAGAAUUUGUAUUAAGACUCGUUACAUAAAUUGUAUAGAAUAUAAUGUAACACAUUCAGCUCUUAUAAGACUAUUCACCAAUUGGGCUUAGCAAAAAUACUUUGUAAUAGGAAAAAAUGGUAAAAAUGACUCCCUUCCUUUUUUUCCUAAUCAAUUUGUCUCCAACCUAGCAGGCUUUUUCUUAUUCUGACUGUAAGAGAAACUCACUGAAAAGUCUGCUAGAAUGCCACCCAGUAUGAGAGUCCAUAUGGUGAAUGCUUUCAGUCAUAGAAUGCAUCUCUACCUGUCGAAGGGCUAGAGAAAUAGAAGGCCAAAACACAGAUCAAGCGUCAAAUAAAGCAAAGAAUACACAAGUGUUUAAAUGCCUUUAGAAGCUGUAUUUUUUCUUGUUUCGAAUUAAGAUAUUUUCUUUUUCUUCCAUUUGGGAUAAUUUGUAUAUUCUCUUCUUGCUCCCUCACUUCCAGAUGUAACUAAAGUUGCUCCAUGCAAAAGUUAACUGCCACACUUUUCAGUUGCUCUGUCUAUGAAGUUACUGCUGCCCUGCUAGAAACGUGAAGUUCAAUAUUAGUGUUUACUGCUCCAGAGCAGAAGUUUGUUGAACCCCCUCAGAGAAAAAUUACUGCUUACUAAACGUACAGGAGGUCAGCAAUUGCUAUUAGUCUGAAAGCCUUCUGUAUCUGGCAUAAGUGUAUUAAUGUGCAGUGAUUUCUACUAGUGCUCACUGUGUCUCUAGGAAAAACAGGUAUUUCAUAAACCAGAAUUUUAGGUCAGGCAUCCUCUAUAGCACAUCUGUAGGGGAAAAAAAGAAAACUGAUUUACAGAACUAGCUAAAGCAAAACAUAGGCAGCACUGCAAGUACACUGUCAUGGAAGUGAUUAAGGACUGAAGCGAGCACAUUGCAAGUUUUCACCACCACUCAGCCUGAGUCUGGCUUUGACUCUAAAUGUGCUUCUGCAUUCAACUUUAGGAAUGAAUCUAGAAUUGGUCCCAGUGUACCUUCCAGACGUGGCUGAAGCAGGAGUUCCUGGGGGCAUUCCUGGCACUGCUCCUGGAAUUGAUGUCACUGGGCUCAGGGUGUGGGAAUUGGUCCUGUGAGGGAGUUCAGAGGCUGUUCUAGAAAAACUUAUAGAUGUGGUUAUUGGCGUGUAUCUAGAAAGAAUCCUGGAAGUCUGCCCACAGAGUCCUAGGAGCAUGUUGAUUCUAUGUGAUGAUUUUAGACAUGAACGUAGAAAUGGAUAUAGAGGUAAUUCCAGAAAUCAUUUUUAGCUUGUAGAGAUGGUGCUGGAAAAUGAUCCUAAAUGUGGUGCUAGGUCUGACUCAGAAAACAGUAGCUGAGAAACAGGUUCUUAGUGUUGCAACCACUUGCCAAAUUUGGUUUGUUUUUAUUGUCAUUGUUACAAGUCAGGUCUGAGUUUGGCACCUCUUUUUGAGCACUUCAGUUUUCUCUUAGCGCUAAAAAGAUGCUGGGUUUUGUUAGUGUUCUUUGAGAUCCAGCGUUUUCUUGCCUUGCAUGUCAACUCUUGAAUGAGUUCUGGCCUCCAGACAAGGUUAUACAUGGUGUGGAUCAGAUACUUCCAUGUGCAGGAGUGCACAAAACAGUUUGUUGCCUUUUAAAGGUGAGCAGAUCCUCAUACUUCUUCCCUAUUUCUUAGUAUAUUUGAAAUGCAGAUGUGUCUUAAAAUGUUCUCAAAGAUAUUGCCUUCCUUUCAGAUCAUUAUUAUGAAAACUUUAUUUUUUCCUAAUAAAUCAAUCAUGAGAUUGGCCGAGUUGGCUUUUAAAAGGUACCUACAGCAAGUCCUACAGCAAGUCCUACACAGCAGUGUGCGAAAGGUCACUGUUACAAAAUUACACUAAACGGGAUUGUUCCAUUACUGUCAAACUAAGUGAAUGUAAGGCUACCUUUCUCUGUGAGCUACAGAGUUCUUUUGUUGUCGUUUUAAAGUUUUGUAAUGAAACUUAAGCACUCAGCGAUUAUGAAAAAUAUCAAGCAAUUAAGUACUGCUUCGUUAAGCGAUUAAUAACCUUUUAUUUGAUAUACUGUGGCAGUGGGAGAUUUAGUUCUCUGGGUCUAACUAACUGUUUUAUUUGUUCAGCUAAAAAAUGUGUUUUGUAAGCACAUAAAUUCCUAGCUGCAACUAGGAAGCUGACUUGCUAUAGCAACUUAUUUAUUAAGUUACUGCUAAUGAGCAAGGACUUGACUAAAGUUAAAAAUAGAGCACAUUGAACUUGACGUGAACUUUAAUAUCUUUUCCAGCUUUUACAAGGAUUGUACUGUGAAUUGUGUAUUGUUGGUUUCUCAAUGAUUGAAAGUAUUGAAAUAAACAGUGUAUUAUGAAAUUAAGCCUCUGCCAUUGCUUUAUUUACAUUCUGAAUACUUUAUCUAAAUGCUUCUUUAUAAAUUUGAUGUCAAGUUCAAGCUUGGACAUGGGAUUUCUAAGUUGUAUUAAGAAUUGAUUUUUUAAAGGCAGAGUACAUUGUUGAAGACGACAACUGAAAUGUCUUUAUGAAAGUCUAAAACAAUAUGUUUUGUUUACUUGUGCAUUGGAUAAAAGUAGUGUGGUAGAUCAGAUAUUUCACUGUAAGGUGUUAGUAGGGUCUUAAAGUUGUUUCUGUGUUUGAGCUUGGUUUUGCAUGGGUCUUUAUUUUGCAUUGUACAAAUUCAUUUACUGAUUUAAUUGCCAAUUAAUUAAUGUAUAGAUAUGCUGCUCUGAAACAAUUUUGCAAAGCCUAUUGCAUAAAGAUUUGCCGUAUUAAAAAAAGCAUAGUGGACUUGGAACUACAAAGAUUAAGAUAAACUCUAUGGAACAAUUUCUGAAUUAAAAGUGAUUCAUUAGCACUUCAGCUGUCUUAUUCUUUUUCUUUUUGCUUAGGAUUACAAGAUACCCACAUAAUAUAACCCUGUGUAUAAUGGAAGAGCAACAAGAAAAAAGUGUUUUGCUCUUCAGUCAUUUCAUUUUUUUCCUCUUCAUUAUCUGGUGGCAAAGUUGAAAAUAAAAGAAAGGAAUUUUCAGUUAGUGUAGAGCUUAACUGCAGAACUUGCUGCCACUGAAUAUUGUAUUGAUUCUCAUGGGUUCAAAAAGAAAUUCAUUUGCUCAUAAAGGAGAAAUCCAGCUCCUGGGGAAACUCAAUCCUUCAGAACCAGGAAAUUCCUAAACUGGGGAAGUUUGAGAGUAUGCACAAACAGUGAUAUG